This is a messenger RNA of Danio aesculapii, 1768 nucleotides long. It is a transcript of the gene gpr78b, whose product is annotated as G protein-coupled receptor 78b. The record is from RefSeq and is a predicted model, not a curated record. Gene Ontology annotation, cellular component: membrane. The transcript is spliced from 3 exons. Gene Ontology annotation, molecular function: G protein-coupled receptor activity. Lineage: Eukaryota; Metazoa; Chordata; Actinopteri; Cypriniformes; Danionidae. Gene Ontology annotation, biological process: adenylate cyclase-activating G protein-coupled receptor signaling pathway. The coding region runs from base 245 to 1264 and encodes 339 amino acids.
ACUACUAUUCCUCCCUAAAAGUGCAAUAUAUGGAGAUUAGAAUGUGUUUGCUAGAAAACUGAAGGGAGACAUUUACAUGCGCGAUUUUGGUUCAGCACUCUGGACAGCGCACGCGAGUUGUGCCUGUCGCGAUUAUUGAUAGUUUAUUUUGUCUCUUCGUUUUUAAAAGUAAAAUUAUCAUGCAGCAGAUGACAUGUUCAGAACAUGGGGCAAGUAUAUCGCAAGGUGACUUCUGAAAAAAGAAAUGGACUUUGUAGAAAUUUUGUCUGCUGUGUUCACCGUUGUGGUUGCGAUUGUUUCCUUGUUGUCGAAUUUACUGGUGUUGCUAUGUUUCAUUCACAGCAGCGAAAUACGCCGUCAGGUACCCGGGGUGUUCACCAUGAACUUGUCGUUUUGCAACAUAUUAAUUUCUACCCUCAACAUGCCGUCCACUUUAUUUGGGAUUGUAAAACACCAGGAGCCUUAUGGGGUCUGCCUUUGUCGCACCUUAAGCUUUCUGGAGACCUUCUUAACCGCAAACAGCAUGCUGAGCAUGGCAGCCCUCAGUAUAGACCGCUGGAUCGCCGUAGUUUUUCCGUUUAGUUACUCCAGCAAGAUGCGUUAUCGGGACGCGCUAGUCAUGGUUUGUUAUUCGUGGCUUUACUCGUUCACAUUCUCUCUCAUCCCGUUGCUUUUCUCUUGGUUUGACUAUAGUCCCAUUUACGCAUCUUGCACGUUGCAUUUGAGCGAGGAGAGCGCACGGAUUAAGUUUACUGUGUUUACCGUCGUCUACCAUGCUACCAGCUUUAUACUUUCGCUCAUGAUUUUGUGCGUUACAUACUUAAAGGUGUUAAAAGUUGCACAAUUUCACUGCAAGAGGAUUGACAUUAUAACCAUGCAGACCCUCUUCUUGCUGGUAGAUAUUCAUCCAAGUGUUAAGCACCGAUGUCUUUCAGAACAAAAAAAGAGAAAACAGCGCGCAACUAAGAAAAUAAGCAUCUUCAUUGGCUCUUUCAUCGUUUGUUUUGCACCUUAUGUUAUUACAAGGUUGACUGAGCUACUUCCAUGUGUGGAAAUUAGCCGGCACUGGGGAAUUGUCAGCAGGUGUUUAACAUACAGCAAGGCAGCCUCAGAUCCCUUCAUCUACUCCCUCCUGCGGCAGCAGUACAAAAAAGUCUUGGUAGCAGUAGCCAAUCACCUGCUGAAGCGUGAUUUAUACCCUUCCUCUGGACACAGCAGCUCUGUGGAUACAGAGAAUGACUACAGUCUUCAGAGAAUCAACUAACUACAACUACAACUUAAUCUGGGGAAAAACUAAAGUACCACCUUGAUGAGUGUGUGUGUGUGUGUGUGUGUGUGUGUGUGUGUGUGUGUGUGUGUGUGUGUGUGUGCGUGCGUGCGUGCGUGUGUGUGUGAAAUAAAAAUUAAGAAUUUGGUCACAGAUGGUGAUGUUAACAAUGACCCGUGCUACUAUAUACAAGAACAACAUAAAGGUGCAGGACAUAUGUUAUACAGUACAUACUUACUGCAUAUAUUUAGAGUAACAUCACUUCAUAUGACUAUACAGUGCAAUUUAUGCCAUAACAUAUACUUUUGUUCUAGUUCCUCUGGCUAAAAAUAGUGAAGUCCUUUUUUUAUUUUGUAGUUCUUUAUAUAAUGCAAGUUGCAUCAAAGUAGUAUUACAAAGAAAGCAGAGAAUGAUAUAACGUAUGAAGUUGCAUCAGUGUAAAACAAGUUCAGUACAAUUCUACUUCUUUUUGAGCAUUUAUUAAUUUUAACACAAUUUAAU